Messenger RNA from Anopheles bellator, 1323 nucleotides. RefSeq lists its product as uncharacterized. The record is from RefSeq and is a predicted model, not a curated record. Gene Ontology annotation, cellular component: membrane. NCBI's taxonomy places the organism in Eukaryota, Metazoa, Arthropoda, Insecta, Diptera, Culicidae. Gene Ontology annotation, biological process: sensory perception of taste. The transcript is spliced from 5 exons. Bases 1 to 1323 code for a protein of 440 amino acids.
AUGGCCCUGUCUCGAGCGGAGAAGUUUUUCAUCGGACUUUUGACGGGCUGCGGUUUGCUGCCGUUUCGAAUGCAUUCCCCAUCGAAGCGAUUCAUCGAAAGCACACGCCAUUAUUGGUACAGUGUUCUGUGCACGGUUCUAUUCAGCGUACUGGCCCCGUGGAUUUACUGGGGAGCAAUAGGCAGCACAUUGCACCCGCAAACACAGCUUAACAACUACAUGAUCGUUGUACAGUUUUUCUUCAUGUACUUUAUCGCGCUGCUGAGCCGUACCGAGGCCAUACUCAAGCACAGAAAGCUUUGUGCUCUUUUAAAUUCCUUACUAGAGCUACGCGAUACGGCGGGAAGAGGAAGAACUGGUGCAGAAACUAAUCGAUCAACAUCGAUCAGAUUGUGGAUGAAAUUUGUCCUGUUUGACGUGGGUCUGAUGAUCAUUGCGGGAUUGUUUUUUAACAAAAAUCUCCCCAACACGGUGUACUGGUUGUACAUGCUCCUCAGCUUCUCCAAUCUGUUGUUGGUGUUUAUGAUCAAUAUGACCAUAAAUUUUUUGCUGAUCGUGCUGUACUGUGGUGAGUAUAUUUAUCGUCGGAUCAACCAACGGUGUACGGACUUGGUACACGGUUCCAGUAACCGCCGCGGAGCAGCCUUGCAAUGGUACAUGCUGCACAUGGAAACGGCCACCGUAGUCGAGUGUCUCGUGGACAGCGUUAGCAAACCGCUGCUAAUGCUAAACGUGUGGUACUUCUUCAUUAUCGUCUUUUCGGUUUUCUAUUUGUUCACCAGCAUCGUCCAGGAUAUGCGACGGGAAUCCAACGGAUACCGGUUCAAUAUGAUGAACCCAAUCGCGUUCUUUCUCAGCGAGGCAUCACAAGUAUUUUACAUCGUUUCCGCAGCGUCGUCGUACGCUGAACGUGCCCGGGAAAUUGUGCCAAUAUUGGGCACGCACACCGUCGGACCCGAGGAACAUUCGGACGAACGAUUGAGUACGGUCAACAGCGAGUUUCGGCACGUGGCGGAUUCGAUGGUGAUGAUGGAUCGCCCCACCGUGGUUCGGCUACUGUACCUGGUGCACUGUAAAAAUGCACAGUUGCAGAAAGCAUUUAUGGCCACCAUGAGUCUGCCGGUACUGCUGCUAAACGCGUGGUACUUUCUAAUGUUAGUUAUCUCGGUUUUCUAUGUCUACACUACGGCUAUAGCGGACUUUGCUGACCCAUUACAUGCCGAAGAUAUCCUGAAGUACCUCAACCCGCUCACCUUUCUGAUCUACAUUUUCGUGCAGCUCUGCUACAUGAUUUUGAUCCCUUCCGUACCGCUUGCAAGGUAG